Molecule: messenger RNA, 1320 nt
Organism: Venustampulla echinocandica
Lineage: Eukaryota; Fungi; Ascomycota; Leotiomycetes; Helotiales; Pleuroascaceae
Exons: 3
Coding region: 1-1320 (439 amino acids)
Biological process (GO): polysaccharide biosynthetic process
Cellular component (GO): membrane
Molecular function (GO): acyltransferase activity, transferring groups other than amino-acyl groups
Source: RefSeq, a predicted model, not a curated record
AUGAGCGCCAGACAGGAGAAUGUCAAGUGGGUGGAUGGCCUUCGUGGUAUCGGAUCUCUUCUGGUGGUCACCACGCACAUCGCCCGCGCCUUCGAUGAGGAUCUAUUCAAGCCAACAUCUGAAGAAAAUGCUAGUCCCCGGAUAUUCCAAUAUCCCAUCCUCCGCAUCAUUAUCCAAGGCAGAAUCGGAGUAGCCAUCUUCUCUCUUGUAACAGGAUAUGUUUGCGCCCUAAAGCCGAUUCGACAAUGUCACGCCGGAACUCCAGAGGCUGCACUCGUGUCAAUUGCGAAGAGCGCCUCGCGACGGGUACCUCGGUUGAUUCUACCAACAACCCUUGCCACGACGAUUAUAUGGCUUCUUUGCCAGUUCGGUGUCUUCCAGGUUGCAAAUCGGACAGAUCGAUGGUGGCUUCGUGAUACGUCGCCAAAUAUGAUCCCGUAUUUUGGAAAUGCGUUGCAUUCUCUGGUUAUGGAUACUAUUACGACAUGGACGAGAUCGUGGAAUGCGUACGAUGUUAAUCAAUGGACCUUGCAACCGCUGUUGAAGGGAAGUAUGAUGGUGUAUAUGAUGAUCGCUGCAACUGUUUUCGUAAAACCAAAAUACCGGAUGAUGAUUGCCAUCGCGCUCUACUUUUACUACUACAUUAGUACCGACUCGGCCUUCGGCAUGCAAUUCUUCUUCGGUGUCUUCCUCAGCGACAUCUCCCAAAACCCAACUCAUAUCGCCUGGUGCCAAGCUCGAAAAUGGCCUGCCCGGGUCCUCGCCCCGGUCUUGAUAUCCAUCGGUCUCAUCCUCGCCUCCUACCCAGAAGAAAAAGCUGAAUGGAUGCACUGGUCUCUCGCCUUGAAGAACUUGGGUGCCUACAUUUUCCCAGUAAACGGCGAAGUUCCCCGUUUCUACACCGGCCUCGGCCUCGAAUUUAUCGCCCUCGGAAUCCACUUCUCCUCCAUUAUGAAGAACGUCCUGUCGAAUAAAUAUCUCUUGUGGUUUGGCAAAAACUCCUUCGCUGUAUACCUCAUCCACGGCACGCUGCUCCGUACAUUGCUCGUAUGGAUGUUUUUCGGGACCAGCCUUCCUCCAAACGUUACCCGCGAAGAUGGCAGUGUUGUAGGUGGCCCUCCUUUGACCAUCUGCGGGAGCGUACGGUUUUUUACACUGUUGCCGAUUUGGUUUGUUAUUCUUUAUACUACGGCGCAUUACUGGACGAAGUAUGUGGAUCCGUGGUGUGCACGAAUUACAGAGAGGGGCAUGCGGUAUAUUUAUGAGGACCAUCAGGAGUCGGGGUCUGUAGAAAGCAAGAGGCCAGCUUUACCGAAAUGA